This is a messenger RNA of Rhizoctonia solani, 2094 nucleotides long. RefSeq lists its product as uncharacterized. The transcript is spliced from 8 exons. NCBI's taxonomy places the organism in Eukaryota, Fungi, Basidiomycota, Agaricomycetes, Cantharellales, Ceratobasidiaceae. The coding region runs from base 1 to 2094 and encodes 697 amino acids. The record is from RefSeq and is a predicted model, not a curated record.
AUGUUCGCUGCAUCCAUCAGCUCGAAAUCUCGAGGAAAGGGCGAUCGGACACCCAAUCAUCACUUCGUUCCCGACUUGGCCCGGGCUUCAGUCGACCCACACAUCGCCCUAUGUCAACCCACUUCCCGCUCUCCCCCGCCUUCUAACCUCAUCGAGUCGGGAAAUGUUUCAACGGACGAGAGUAAGCAGACGGCUGGCCCCUCUACAACUCGCACACAUCGACAGACGGCCAAACUUAGCAAGCAAAAAGAGCUAUUCUCGGAUUGCAUCGGGAACGCCUCUUCAUUCGUUAGUACGUCAUCUUUUGAGGCAAAGGUUGCGAUGGAGCCUGCGGCGCAUACGUUUCACCGAUGGAUGGCUGCCGCCAAAGAUAAUAUCGAACGGUUUAAAACACUUCCUGAGCCUGCCGAACACAACUUUGAAGCAUCAGCAUCGUCUACCGACAUGGAGACUUCCGUUAAUCCCAGUGCUGGCUCAGCGGAUGCUCUCGACCAGUACACAGAUCCAUCGCUGGGGAAGCAAGUUGGUGACCACACUGGGAUGGCAGAAACAGAGAAACCACCUGUUCGCCCGUCUUUCUGGAAGUUGUGGACUAUAUGGAUGCUGGCAACGGUCUCAGAGAUUCGCCCGCGUCCCCGGUCGGCUAUGAGCGGAACUAUCAGGCGGUUUUGUGAGGCAGCAAAUCAAUAUCCCUCACCACUUCCAAAUUCAUCGGUAUCAUUCUUUCAACCAGCCUUUCAUCCCUCUCUUCUUGUAUUCUCCCGGGGAUAUGCAACCGCAACGAAACGGGGACUGAAACGUCGAACACAUGGUAGGCGCAACACAGCUCGUGCUCAGGGCAAACUAAAGCCGGCAAGCGUACCAAAAGACAAAGUGGAACGUCCGAACCCACGGCCUCCUCCGAAAAAAUCGCCCUUCAUACAUGAAGUUUCAUCUGAUAUAGACGCUCCGUAUAUUCUUAUUCCCGCUCCCGCCACUCAGAACGAACUUUGCAACGCCCUUCGUUAUCUAAUUCAGUCAACCGAACCGCCAGCUUCCCUUCCUCGACUGAUUGUAACCCACACCCAGUAUCCUACCCUCCAAUCUGCCGAGUCGUACAACAUUUUACUCGCCCAUGCGUCCAGAGUCGCUCCUGUUCCAUAUUCUUCUCAGAUUUGCGAGCGCAUAUACAAUCCCGACGGUGGGAACAGGCCAUCAGCUCGCCGAAAAACUAUGGAUAGAUGGGGCUACAACUGUAGAGGAUACGAUGAUGAUGGCGAAUCGUGUUGGAAACUUUUUCCCACUGGGGUCACCGUCGAUGUUAUCAGUCGCUCGCCUAGAAUUGCAUACAAUGUUGUGCGGCUCUUAGUCAAUACCGGACUCCACGAACAAGCUUUGCAACUUUGUAGGAAGCUACUCGAGUCUCUUGAAUUCCCUACUCCUGCCAAUAUUCGGUACUGUCGGGCUAUUUUGUGCCAUGUUAUCCGGCCUCCACGGGGCCACCCUAGCGCCCACUUGUUUAUGGAGCAGUACCAACUAUUCGAUUCUCUUCUUCAGCACAACCGCUCUCUGGGACUUACGCCUGACCCAAGUCUUACCUGCGCUUUACUUCAAAACUUGCGUAAACGACACAAUCGGGGUCCUAUCGCAUUUCACACCCUACUCGAGCUCCGAGCCAAGUAUGGCCCGCAGGUGGAAAACGGUGCGGUACGCCGCAUAAUUGCACGAUAUGCAAUUGACGAGGAGAAAUUUGACCUGGCGCAUAACAUGCUCAAACGAGAAAGUUUGACGCGCACAGAUGGUGGCAAACAGUCCCAGUCGCCUCCGUCGGAACCCAAGGCGCCUUGGGUUGGACAGAGCGCUCUGCCUACCCAAUCCCAUUUAGAGUAUCUCCGAAACAAAGGGAUAGAGAACCGGAAGUUUACUGCAACGGCUAGGUCUCUUCGCCGUAGGGAGUCGAAGCUGGGUAAGAGGGUGCAGCCAUGUCCAGAAAACAUGUCAACUAGGGGAGAGCGGGGGAAGCAAUCGACGAGCAUACACCCUAACCGGAAACGAUGUACAGCCGGGCGAACUGUAUCUCUCACCAGUAACAAUAAUAAAGAAAAGGAUACUUGA